This is a messenger RNA of Debaryomyces tyrocola, 240 nucleotides long. The record is from the annotation of a GenBank genome assembly. NCBI's taxonomy places the organism in Eukaryota, Fungi, Ascomycota, Pichiomycetes, Serinales, Debaryomycetaceae.
AUGGAUAAACGACCGUUUAUAGUACUUGAUCCUUUAAAAAAAGAAGUGAUUUUACAGCAAAUACUUGCUAAUGUUAACAAUGCUAUUAAUAUUAGAAUGAGAACAAAUUACUCAUUUACAAACACCAUUGAAUUAGGAUUAACAUAUAAUGAGUGUAUGACGAAUUUUCUCGAUGACUUUGACAAAUCUGAUAAGGGGUUGUCUGAUAAGGAAAUCAAGGGUUGGCAUAGAAUUAUCUAA